CGUUUGGAUUUCCCACCAGCAAAUCCAAAGACAAGGUGAAACGACGCCUCACAACCACAAGCGACAACAAUAGCACAAGCGCCAAAACAAUGACGACGUGUAGCUCGUUUCAUACAUUAGACAGCGAAGGCUCGGUCAUUGCCGAGCUUGCAGCCGAUCACAAAGUGGAAACUUCCAACUUCUUGGAACUUAUCAAAUUAUUUGCGGAAUACGAUCUGGAGAACGAUCAGAAUGGUAAAGCUAAGGAGGAAAUAGAGGCUGUCCUCCCCGAUGCCUCUCGGGUAUGUCAGACUCCAAAAACAGCUUCCUCGUGUUGCGGCAAUGAAACCAACGACCUGCUCGUGCCUGGGGAGGUGCCUCUCAUGGUUGAGCGACUCCUGAGAACAGGGGUUUGCAGAAGCAUGGAAGACUUUGAGUUCGUUCCGGACAAAGUUUCCAAGGAAGUGGCCCAUCUUUUUGCCGACGAGAAGAAAGAGGACGAAGCCGAGCAGGACGAGAACGUAUCGCACGUGAAGACGGGUAUCUGGGAAGUGGUGACCUUCGAGGACGACGGUACAGCCAAGGCGCCCUUUUACGUUGUCACGGGUGUCUCCAUGACUGACCGCGUCGACACCAAAAAGUUGCGAAAGGCAAUCUUCAAGGGUCAAUGCAGCGGUCGAAGACCGAAACUGCACUUGGCACCAACGUCGGUCGGAGAGACUUUGGCUGGAUACAAAAGCGGAACUAUGGCGCCAAUUUGUCAUUCCAAGAACAUGAAACUGUACUUGGAAGAGACUAUUCUAAUAGGUGAUCGCGAACACCGGAUACUUUGCGGGUCGGGAAUGUUUGGAAAGUGUCUUUCCAUCGCGGAAGAUAAGUUCAUGGAGGUGGCCCGAUCGAAUUCAGAAGGAGUCGAGCUUGUUUCACUGAUACAAAAGAAAAAAGGCAUAACAUAGGUACUAGUAGAUUAGAGUGGAUUUGAAGU
Seminavis robusta is the source of this 964-nucleotide messenger RNA. NCBI's taxonomy places the organism in Eukaryota, Bacillariophyta, Bacillariophyceae, Naviculales, Naviculaceae. The record is from the annotation of a GenBank genome assembly.